CGCUAUUUCCUGUUUUGUUUGUUUAUAUUCGUUUUAGGUAUUUGAGGUUAUAAAUAAAGGUUAGGUUUGUGUCGAUAAGUUCUGUGUUUGAAUUGAAUUUUUCUAAAUAACGAUAAUAAAAAAUACCUGUUAUUAUUGAGCUGAGUUCCUUAAAAAUAUUAAAAAGUGAAAGGUAUCUGAAAAUAAAAUGCCUAAACCAGAAACAUAUUCAAUGCCACUGCGCAAAUUGGAGAAAGUCCUCGAGGUUAUGGAAAACCGGCCAUACACAGGGAAUUUAUCAAUCUGCAAAAGGAACCUAUGUUUAAUGCAAUCAUGGAAAUCUGUGCCUGGAAAUUCAAAGAAGGAUGUUGUGUCAAUAAGCUAUAGGUUCCGAAAAGCUGUGAAAGGAGCAAUUCUAAACCAUGACUGGGACAAGCUACUCUACUUCCUCACUAAAUGGCCACUGCUGGACUGCAAUGACAGCACUGUACGAUUAAAAGUAGACCAUGACACAUACUAUAGGGCAUACCAAAUCUUACUGUUCAAUCACCCAUACGCCCGCUCCAAUGGUUUGCUAAUGGAAUACUUCCACAUGGUGCUGAGUUGCCGCCAUGAUGAAGACAAGAAGGCCCUCAUGAAGAUUCUCGCGUGUCUCCCGAAUAAACUCCGCAUGCGGAGCAACGUUGUCAAGGAAGAGGCUGAGAAAACGGAAACUAUAAGUCUUGAUGAGACCGUUGUUGGGACAACUGAAAGAAAUGGAGAUGUUUCUAUAGCUGAUCAUGAAAUUAUUAUGACAUAGAUAAACUAAGUUUUUAUAACUGACAAAGUUCAAGUUCUUAUCAAUUGAUUGACACUAUGAUAACUCUUUAGUUAGGAAUUUUAAUGUGAUAUCCUAGGAUAACUUAAUUUAUUGGAUGCAAAUAAAAAUAUUUGGUAUGUUUUA
Plutella xylostella (diamondback moth) is the source of this 922-nucleotide messenger RNA. RefSeq lists its product as uncharacterized. The record is from RefSeq and is a predicted model, not a curated record. Lineage: Eukaryota; Metazoa; Arthropoda; Insecta; Lepidoptera; Plutellidae.